AUGUUUAAUACGCCGCGGGCAAAUAUGCAGAGCGGCGGAUUCUCAGAUCCCCUCGCGAGCGGGUACGAUGUCGACCCGUGGAGCGGGACGCAGAGUCCUGCUCGCGGUGGAACACCCGCACCCAACAUGCCCCGCAUGCCUAGCAUGCCGAGCUUGAACUCUAGCUCUUUGAACACGAGCACGAGCACCGUUACCAAUGGUAGCGGUGGCAGUGGCUUGUCGCAGACGCCAAACCUCGAUGCUCUCAUCGACGACCCACCGGAAGGAUACAUCACUCUGUUCCGGCAGCUCGAGAGCGGCGGCGCCGUCUCCCAGGCCACACUGCAUCGUAUGGUGGCGAGUGCGCGCCUCCCGACACCGGUCGCGGAAAAGAUCAUCAGCUUAACGGACGACCAGUCGCUGGGUCGCGCGGAUCUAUACCGCGCGCUCGCACUCGUCGCACUCGCCCAGUCCGAUCCAAGCUCCGAACUGACUCUCGCAGCCGUGGACGCAGCACUCCCCCUCCCAGCUCCGCGUCUGUCGGUGACAUCCGACUCGCCCGCGCCAGCACGCCCAACCCUCCCCCAGAGUCCCAGUAGCACCUUUUCCCCAUGGGACACCACGCAGCACUUCCCCCCCGCUCGUGCGACCUACGACGCGAACGGAGCGCAGAACGGCGGUAACCCCGACGCUGAGGCUGAGCGUGGGUACUGGCUACGCCUCGAGAAGGUGUCUGUCGAGCUGUGCGCACAAAAGGAAGGAUGGUUCUUGCAGAAGUACCGCGUGUCGAGUGACAAGCGGCCCGAUACGCUGUCGCGCCGUUACUCGGACUUUGUGUGGCUCCACUCGACGCUGCUACAUCGCUACCCGUUCCGCCUCCUCCCGGCCCUGCCGCCGAAAAGGAUGAACCCCGACUCAGCGUUCCUUGAGACCCGCCGUAAGGGCCUGCAGCGGUUCAUCAAUGCCCUCGUCAACCACCCCGUCGUACGUGACGAUGGUGCGCUCAACGUCUUCAUGACAGAGCCCAACUUUGAGGCGUGGCGCAAGCGCGUCAAGGUGUCGACGGAGGAGGAGAGUGCGAGCAAGCGCCUGAACCCGGCGCAGGAGAUGGCGAUCCCGGCCGACCUCGAGGACAAGUUGGAUGGCCUCCGCACGCGCCUUCCGGGGCUUGUCUCGGCGUACCAAAAGAUGGUGACGCUCGCCGAGCGCGAACUAACUCGCCGCACACAGGGCGUGACCGAGGCGACGCGCUUUGCGGUCGUGCUUGCAACCGUAUCGGAGGACAUGCCGGCUGCGUGCUACCGCUGCGUGCCAGGCGGCAAAUGUUGCGAUGUGUGUCAGGGGACCGGGCGAGGCCUAGCCACAGUGGGCUACACGUGGUCUCGCCUAGCAGAACAGCGCGAGAGAGAGUUGUCCAACCUGAGUGACGGCAUUGAGGCGCUCAAACGCCAGCGCGACCUAUACAUGGCCUUCCGUGAUCUGUUCCACCGCCACGAGCGGCUCUCUCGUGACGGCGUAGACUCGUUGCAAAAGCGCGUCGUGUCCCGCCAAUCCAAGAUCGAGGGCCUGCGCGCGGCCACCAAACCGGGAUGGGAGGACGAGGUGGGCAAGCUCACAAAUGGCAUCGAGCAAGAUAACAGUGCUAUUACGGCACUGCUCGCGCGCCGCGUGUUCGUGCGCGCGUGCAUGUGGCACGAACUCGGUGUCGUCUUUCACUCGCGGCAGGCGGCACAGGCUACCCUUGGAUGGAGGGCUUGGGUCGGCGCAGAGAGUAACGCCGUCAGGUCGGAGGGGAGGGUGUGGGACAGGCUGGGGGAGGACCUCGAGGAUAUGCCGCUCGAGUAA
Cutaneotrichosporon cavernicola is the source of this 1824-nucleotide messenger RNA. RefSeq lists its product as uncharacterized. Gene Ontology annotation, biological process: protein targeting to vacuole; retrograde transport, endosome to Golgi. Bases 1 to 1824 code for a protein of 607 amino acids. The record is from RefSeq and is a predicted model, not a curated record. The transcript has 6 exons. Gene Ontology annotation, molecular function: phosphatidylinositol-3-phosphate binding. Gene Ontology annotation, cellular component: endosome. NCBI's taxonomy places the organism in Eukaryota, Fungi, Basidiomycota, Tremellomycetes, Trichosporonales, Trichosporonaceae.